UGAGACAGCAUGGCUCAUACACCCUGAUAAACUCAGCUGCCGAGGAGGUUAGGCUACUGUUGUGGACCAUAUCUGACCACUGAAUCUUGAAUACGAUAAAACCUUUCGUCCAGAAAGGUAGUUUGGUUUCCUAAUCCUAAUCUGAAGACAGCGCUUCAGGACAGCGUCUACAUAAAUUCAGUUUAUAAACGUCAAGGUCUGACCAUACAAACAGAGCGCAGGUCUUCAUUCACAGGUUGGAGAAUGAGGUGCCAGUGGACAUACGCUGUUGUUUUCAUUCACUCAAACUAACUACACUGACCAACCGCGCUGAACAUCUGACGGGUUUUGGAAUGAGAAGUGAACAUUCAAAGGACCUGUAAUUUGUCUAAUUGUUUUCUCUCCUCGUGGAAAAGUAAGUCGAUAAAUCGCAAGAAAGGAUGUGCUUGAGAUGAACGCUUUAUCAGCCUGGACUAUUGACAGUUGGCGAGCGCAUUAAACCGGAAUCUUAGCGUUACUUCUAAUUAUGUACAUGUAACUGUGACUCUUUGAAUGACUUUGUCAUUCCUUGCACUGCGGUCGUAUAGAUCUGUCUUCAUCUUUUGUACAGUAAAAGAAACAUAAUUUAAAGAGAACAGAUUCCGCGCGUGGGAUAUUCAAGGAAAAUCUGACGGGUCGCGCACUUCAUCACCGGAACGCUGUAUCGAAGGAGACUGCUAUUGAAACUUUCAGAAAUGCCGCAGGUGGAGAUGUUUUAUUUUGUGUUGAUCAGCCUGUGGAUGUCUGUGUUGGGCCUGGAACCGGCGUCUAAGGUUGUGGCGGAUCGCUACGCUGUCUUCUGGAACCGAACAAACCCAAGGUUCUACCGAGGAGACUACCACAUUGAUGUAUGCAUUAACGAUUAUUUGGAUGUAUACUGUCCCCACUACAUUGACACGGUCCCUGAGGAGAGAAUGGAGAGCUACGUCCUCUACAUGGUCAACUACGACGGCUACAGCUCUUGCGACCACACGGCAAAAGGUUUCAAGCGUUGGGAGUGCAACCGGCCUCACUCACCCAACGGGCCGCUGAAGUUCUCUGAGAAGUUUCAGCUUUUCACACCAUUCUCACUAGGAUUUGAAUUUCGGCCAGGCAGAGAAUAUUACUAUAUCUCAUCUACAGUCAGUGAAAAUGGGAGACGGAGCUGCUUGAGGCUGAAAGUUUUCGUCAGACCUUCAAACAACUGCGAGAAGAGUCACGACCGCGUUGUAAAGGUCAAUGAUGGAAGCAUUAACUCUAUAGAAGAUAAUAAUGAUGGAACGAGUCACGAAUCUGCCGAACCAUCCCGAGGUGAUGUCAAUGGCGCCGGAUGCAUUCAGACUAUAGGGCCCUUGUUGGCCUCAGCGCUGGUUCUUUUGGCUUCCCUCUCCUCCUUAUAGCAUCUCACGCAUAAGUGGUGACACACCUGAAAUACACAGGAGGACUCAUGAUCGAGCACUUUUAAGAAACAUUGAGAUCUUUCUCUCCACUGAAAAGUAGUUUCUCGCACAGGAAGAUGUUCAUCCAUUGGCGAUAUAACUGGAUGGUUUUCAAUGAACAAAAGCCCCACCCCUCAAAAAAAAAAAACCCUCUGUUAUACACAGAAAAAAAACACUAAACUAUGACACGUGCACUAAAAUAGGUCCGUGUCCUUUCAGUGCCCCUAUGUGACAUUGGAGAGGGACUUGUAAUUGGGGGCAGAGGAAGAAAAUGACUCUUUUACACAAUGAUCGCUUUCAGUGUUGCCAUCCAGAAAAGAGAAGUCAGAACAACAGAGCAAGAGGACUGUCUGAGGGAUCUCUCCACGUGCAUUGUGGGAAAACGUCGUCACUGUGGACUCAACUGCUGACUCUACUAGAUAUCGAGGCAAAUUGAUGCCUGAUAGCAUCCCUUAUAAAGAGGGAGCUUUUUAAUAUCCCAACCGGAGUAGUCCGCGUGGACUCAGGUGCUCAGGUGAACGGUGACCAUUUUUGAAGCGUUUUUGUAGAUAAAAGAAAAAGAUAAGCACUCAUUUUGUACAUUGUGUACAGGUGUACAUGGGACUGAAACACAAAUGCGGUGUUCUUGAAGUGUAGCUGCCAAAAUCAAUGUUUUGUUAGGAGUACGGAGCCUCACUGAUCGAUCGUUUGAGUGAAUAUACUGAUUUGUUUGGUGAAUCAUCCUUUUCUUAUUUAUUGUUCAGUCUUAGUGCUCUUGACACUUUGUUGUACUAGUCAUCAGCCAGGAUUCAGGAGAAACGAACACAAAAUGCCUAGCUGCAGUCAACAUAUCUUGAUUUAAACAAAUAACAACUGCAUUGCAGAAAAACUUGGGUUAAUAGUUUAGCAAGUCAAUCCUUGAAAUGAUAUCAGGGGAAAAAACAGUAGUACGUCUCCAUAUCAUGUCCAUCAGGGUUCGCGUUGCUCCUUAAAAGGGUCCAUUAUCAUGGAGAAGAGGGAGGAAAUGGUUUGCAUUCAUUUUGUAAAUGCUUCCUGUCUUUUUACCCUAGAGUAAUACAACAUUAACAUUUUAAUUCGGUCAACAAAAUGAGCUCAUACCUUACCAAUUGAAUUUAUUUUUUUUCUAAGCAUGAAGUAAAAGUAAUUAAAAUACUUUCUUAAAUCCUUAAAACGGAUUUGCAUGGACAUUUCUUUUGUCAAAGUGCAUUUCAACCAUGCCGUUUUUAUUUAUUAUUUUUUUUUAGGAGCUGUGCGCAUUAAACGCUCAUCUGGGAUCUACUGAAACAGUAGCGGAGCACUGCUUCCACCCCGGUGGCAGCUGACACCCUAACAUGAUUUAAUAGGCUCUUUGAUGUUGUCCAAAGUGCCUGGCACGCAGACCACAUACUGCGAGGCCUCAUGUGGGUUAUUUCUGGAAUUAAAAAAUCGACAGCAGCACGGGAGGAGCGUGGUGUCCAGUUUAGCUGUGGGCUAGCGAUACUCUGGUGAACUUGGCCAGAGAUGGAGAAAGAUGAGAUCUCCUGCUGGGAUCAAUAGCAAUGGCCUUUACAGACACAAAACAGGGUAAAUAUAUGCCCCAGUCCUGGUUUUACUUUCUUGAACAGUUUUCAUGCUUUUCAUUCGCAUCUACUUAUCGAUAGUUUGUAACCAACAUUAAAAUAGCUUUUGACUAUAUUACAAUAUGUGGUUAUGUUGGCUAGCCACUAUGGUUCUUUUAAAAUGAUAACAGAAGCACAUGGAUGCUAUGUAUCCGUACGUUGUUUAGUCACUGGAACCACUGGUACAAUAGAAAUAAGAGAUAAAUUAGGAAUUAAAAAUAAUCCAGUCCUAAUAUCAGAUACGCUUGUUAAUUUUUUUAUUUUAUUUUUCUGGAGAUAAAUGCAUUUGCAGACAGAAUGCUUCUUAAAUGUGAUAUUUCAUUUUGAGUAACAUUGAAAUGGUUCAAUAUUUAUAAAGACAACUAGGAAUGUGUGCUGGUCCAUCCUUAAAAGCACCACUGUACUAUCAUUGCUAAAUCCUAACCCAUCUACAUCUUUUUUAAAUCUCCUGUGGAAUAUUUUAAAGUCUGUAAUGUUCUGUUGUUGCAUCACGUCCGUUUAUUGUCAUGGGGACAAACCUAGUAGGACAGUUUUAGUAGGUUUAAUUCAGGAAACAUUAUUUUUGUAAAACGACUGCAGUGUCUGUUUUUGUCCAUGUGCAAAACUCCCAUUUGUUGAGAAUUCAAGGUCAAAGGAAUGAGGUCUCAUUGAACCUGGGUUUUUCACCACAAGGCAGUUGUGUUCCUGUAUUCUCUCAUCGUCUUUGUCCCAGAGAAUAUAUCUUCAGUGUUAGUCAUAAUUUCUUCCUUCUUUCCACACAUCUGCUUCUUCAUACAGCUGUGAAGACCAUUGGUAUCUAAACCACCAUUUCCCUUAGCUUCUUGGCUGUGUUGCCUGAAUAUUAAACAUUUGCUGUGACGUCUCUGACGGUACAGCGCUGACUUGCAUUAUGAUAUGACACGUUUUUAUAUCUUCAGAUGCCAUUGUUUGUAAAUACACUUGCUGGAGCAGAUUAAAUAAAUUUGUCAUUGUUGUAAGAAACAUCUUCUUCUGUCUUU
Molecule: messenger RNA, 4032 nt
Organism: Cyprinus carpio (common carp)
Lineage: Eukaryota; Metazoa; Chordata; Actinopteri; Cypriniformes; Cyprinidae
Product: ephrin-A5b-like
Biological process (GO): regulation of cell-cell adhesion; ephrin receptor signaling pathway; regulation of actin cytoskeleton organization
Cellular component (GO): external side of plasma membrane; plasma membrane
Molecular function (GO): ephrin receptor binding
Source: RefSeq, a predicted model, not a curated record